Messenger RNA from Lasiodiplodia theobromae, 741 nucleotides. Its product is annotated as Dihydroxy-2-butanone 4-phosphate synthase. NCBI's taxonomy places the organism in Eukaryota, Fungi, Ascomycota, Dothideomycetes, Botryosphaeriales, Botryosphaeriaceae. Gene Ontology annotation, biological process: aerobic respiration; riboflavin biosynthetic process. The record is from RefSeq and is a predicted model, not a curated record. Gene Ontology annotation, molecular function: 3,4-dihydroxy-2-butanone-4-phosphate synthase activity. The transcript has 2 exons. Gene Ontology annotation, cellular component: cytosol; mitochondrial intermembrane space. The coding region runs from base 1 to 741 and encodes 246 amino acids.
AUGACCACCACCACUAUGACCGAAGCUCCUGUCAUCAAUGGCGUCGCCGCUGCCCACCCAACCUUCGAUUCCAUCCCGGACGUGAUAGAAGCCUUCGGCCGCGGCGAAUUCGUCAUUGUGCUCGACUCGCCCUCGCGCGAAAAUGAGGGCGACCUCAUCAUCGCCGCCUCCGCCCUCACGCCCGCCAAGGCAUCCUUCAUGAUCCGCUACACAUCCGGCUACAUUUGCGCACCCGUGACGGCCGCUCGCGCCAAGAAGCUGGCGUUGCCGCAGAUGGUUGUCGACAAUUCCGACCCGAACCGCACCGCCUACGCCGUCUCCGUCGACGCCUCCGCCCGCCACGGCAUCUCCACAGGCAUAUCCGCCACCGACCGCAGCGUUACUUGCCGGCUGCUCGCCAACGACAGCGCCACGGCUGAGGACUUCAGGCGGCCCGGCCACAUCCUGCCGUUGCAGUCGCGCGACGGUGGCGUCAGACAGCGGCGCGGUCACACCGAGGCGGCCACGGAGCUGUGCCGCCUCGCGAAACUGCCCGAGGUCGGCGUCAUCUGCGAGCUCAUCACCGACGGCGAGGAGAAGGAAGGCGUGCCUGAGCGUGUCGGCGGCGGCAUGAUGAGGAGGGACGAGUGCCUGGCUUUCGGCAAGAGGUUCGGUAUCAAGGUGUGCACCAUCGAGGACAUGGUGCGCUACGUUGAAGAAACCGAGGGCAAGCUCGAGGGUGUUGUGGGCGUCGACUACUAG